AUGCACGGAGUUGGGCUUCGGGAGAGUCUGAGAGAAGUCCUCGACCGACGUGAUCAAACGAAUGUUUGGCUCAAUGGCCUCGCCAGCGUUGGGAAGACAUCCGUCGCAUUCACCGUAGCUGAGGAGAUGAAAGAGCUGGAAGGCUUGCCACCACUUUCCUUUUCUCGCACAAGCAUGCACAGAUUGACACCAGCUCGCACUGACUUUUCCCGCGCAUUCGAGGCGAUAUCGCGCAAGGGAUCGAGAAAGACGAGAUUCUAUUAUCAGACGCCUUAUCCCAUCAUCAUCGAUGCUCUUGUUGAAUACCUUUCUCUUGAAGAGGCGGCAAGACUGGCUACGCUGUUCACGGAGACGCUCUCGGGCCCAGACUUGCUGACCAUCCACCUGAUAUGUACGAGCCGCCCCGAGGCUCGUAUCCGCGCGACCAUGUCACCUGGUGUCCACCAGAUUUCCCUCAUCACACGUGAUGCAGAUGUUGUACAAGACAUUCGUUUCUUUCCGCGAGCAUCAUAUGGACAAGUCGUUCCACCGUUUUCCGGCGACCCUAAAAUCUUCGCCAUCAGAGGCUGA
Molecule: messenger RNA, 570 nt
Organism: Suillus subalutaceus
Lineage: Eukaryota; Fungi; Basidiomycota; Agaricomycetes; Boletales; Suillaceae
Exons: 2
Coding region: 1-570 (189 amino acids)
Source: RefSeq, a predicted model, not a curated record